Molecule: messenger RNA, 1650 nt
Organism: Pisolithus orientalis
Lineage: Eukaryota; Fungi; Basidiomycota; Agaricomycetes; Boletales; Pisolithaceae
Product: S-adenosyl-L-methionine-dependent methyltransferase
Exons: 8
Coding region: 404-1321 (305 amino acids)
Biological process (GO): sterol biosynthetic process
Cellular component (GO): endoplasmic reticulum
Molecular function (GO): sterol 24-C-methyltransferase activity
Source: RefSeq, a predicted model, not a curated record
UGAUCACAGUGUUCACAGCUUGGUGGCGUUUCUGAAAAGAUCUGAUGUGAUUCGAACGGAUUCGUGCUGUUUUGAUCAUCAAAGGCUGUAACUCUCGGAGCUUGAAGCUGAUGUUCAAGAUCAUUACGUAAAUGAUGGCUUUUCUCUCCGCUCUGCUAAACCCGAAGUAGCCUUUGCUCGUUAUGCAACGGAAUCAUGGCGCAACGCUAUUGAGCGCAGAUCAAGCGAAUGGCAGCCCGGACCGUGAUCCUUCUUGCCGCCAGCUCCAAAUGCUUUGAUGGUCCGACUCACGCCAUCAUAUUUGGAGGUCCAACGAAACACAUGGUUACCUUUGGUUCAGGCGCUAACGUGAAUAAAUAGUCAACGGUAAAAGAAUACUUCGUUCACUGCACGACACUACAUCAUGCGUCCGUCCAGCCCAUGCGAACAUAUCUGCAGCCGAAGAGAGCAGUUUGCAUCACGCCUUGCAGCAGUAUCAGCAUUCUCCGGACUUUUCCUGCGUGGCUCCAACCGAGCUAGAAAAGAGCAUUGUUCGUACGACGCCUUUCACUUCUCGAGGAUCGAGCAAGGCGAUAGCCUACCCAACGCAAUGGCUCGCCAUCAGCACAUCCUCUUCGGUCAGCUUUGCCUGAGACCUAAGAAAAGAGUUCUCGCUGUGGCAUGUGGCAACGGCACCGUAUCUCGACAACUCGUGCAUUUCUCUGACGUCGAUGUCAUCGGGAUCGAUACAGACAGUCGCCUUAUUUCAAGGGCAAGGACCGCUGCAGAAGAGGCAGGUCUUACAGAUCGACUCACCUACCAUCACGUCGGAGACCUUUGUGAAGCCCUUACUAACUUCCCGGACUGCUCUUUCGAUGCUGUAUUUGCCAUUGAACUUGGAUAUCGAAUCACUUCGCCAAAAAUGUUUUAUAAACAUGUUAAGAGGAUACUUAAGCCCUCCGGCAGACUUGCGAUCUACGAAUGGUGUUUCACCGACGCAAUGACUCCGACUAAUCCAGAGCACGUAGUGGUGGCCCAGAACCUCCUGCAGAGCUUCCCGAAGACUGUACAGGAGAAUCCCCUCAGUACCAUUGCAGAUCUUAUAGCCAACCUGAGGGCAGGGGGGCUCGUGAAUGUUACCGCCAGAGACCUCUCUCUUUGUCACACUGACAUUCCGUGGUACCGUCCCCUCGAAAGUCAGCAGAGCACUCGAUCCAGCCCAUCUGUGUCUCUCAGCUGGUGGCACGGGCAACUGUCCAGCAGGGCGUUGUUGACAGCAGGGCGUCUACAAAUAUUUAGUCCAAUGGUGCUCGUAACGGGCGAGAAAGGACCAUCAUUUUAGCGCACUCACGAGUCUCGCGAUAGUUUCACAUUCACGACAGUCCCCGAGUGCUCACUGCAGAAGUGAUUCAUACACCGUUUAGGUGAUGCGGCCAUGCCUUCUCGACAUGGCCAGGGGUAGUGUGUACACAUCCUAUUUACCCAGACUGGACUGUGACUGCGGUGUGACGCCACAGAACCCAUAAACAAGCAGAAAUAUCGAGACACGAUGUCCAGAAGUAUAACAUGGUUCAAGAGGGACAAAGAAAGCUCGAAUAAAAAUCCUCUACUCUCUAGCAGCAAGAGAGCCGUUGGUUGUGGACGUCGCAGUCACUGAAUUUGCUGAAGUCG